Molecule: messenger RNA, 2049 nt
Organism: Kwoniella botswanensis
Lineage: Eukaryota; Fungi; Basidiomycota; Tremellomycetes; Tremellales; Cryptococcaceae
Exons: 11
Coding region: 1-2049 (682 amino acids)
Biological process (GO): intracellular protein transport; vesicle-mediated transport
Cellular component (GO): CORVET complex; fungal-type vacuole
Source: RefSeq, a predicted model, not a curated record
AUGUCCGCCUCCGUCUCGACACAUGUCGGUCCAUCAAGGCUCCAUCAACCUCCACCCGCUCCUUCCACCUCGGGCGAUAGCGAGUCGACCGUACCUCGACCACCUACCGAGAGAGGGCUAGAUGUCGGUAUACUGAAAGAGUUAGCAAAGUCAGCUUUGGUAGAGAGUCUUAAUGAUAUUCAAGGAGCCAAAACACUAAUUCUCGAACCUGCUUUGGCUGGGCCGUUGGGGUUGGUCACAGAAGUCGCCCUAUUGAAGCACCAAGCGGUAGAUAAGAUGUUCUGGCUUGAACCUGGCCCUUUGAAUGUCAAUACGAGAAAUGUAGUCUGGUUAUGUCGACCGAAGAUUGAAUAUAUGCAUACAAUAGCUGAUCAGAUCAAAGCUCAACAAAGUAAUCCAUCCCCUGCUGGGCCAUUGAUGUAUACCAUCUUACUUGUUCCUCGAGCUACCGAAUUGUGCAGAAGGGUAUUAGAAGAUCAGGGUGUAGCUGGUGAUGUGACUAUAUCUGAGUUCAAGCUUGAGCUUAUACCUGUGGAAGAUGAUUUGCUGUCUCUGGAGAUGGAUGAUGUUGCUCGGGAUAUAUACUUGAACGGAGACGAUACCCCUAUAUACUACUCAUCACUAGCUCUCAUGACUUUCCAAAGAGCUUUUGGUCUAUUUCCCAGAAUACUUGGUAAAGGAGAAGGAGCGAAGAAACUUGCCGAUUUAUUACAGCGUCAUCAUCAUACGGAUGCAGCUCAAUAUGGAGAUAUCGAAAUCUCAACGCAAGUGGAUGGCCUGAUCGUCCUGGACAGAUCGAUAGAUUGGAUAACACCGAUGUUGACGCAAUUGACAUAUGAAGGGAUGUUAGAUGAAUUUGUCGGUAUAAGAAAUGCUCAUAUUGAGGUCGACUCGACACUGAUUGAUCCCAAUACUGCGCCUACACCUUCACCUUCCACCUCGGCAUUACCUUCCACCCCUAUAACGAAGAAACGUAAACAUCACCUAUCAUCGCAGAAAGAUAAGCUAUAUUCAGACUUAAGAGAUCAGAAUUUCGCAGUGGUAGGCUCGAAGCUUUCUAAAGUUGCCAGAAGGCUGGAAGGUGAUUAUGGCGGAGUGAAGAAUCUCAAAAGCGUUAGUCAGAUGAAAGAGUUUGUAGGUAAAUUAGGGGGGUUGCAAAGUGAACAGCAGAGUUUGAGGAUACAUACCGGUCUCACCGAACUUCUCAUGCCAAUAACCAAACUUGAAACGUUCAACCGUACCCUCGAAGCGCAACAGAACCUCGUAGCGGGGUACGAUCCAAACUCCCAACUGAAUACUAUCGAAGAUUUGAUGAAUCAGGAGUUGGAUUGGCAAACGAUCCUACGUACGAUCGUCUUGAUGUCAUUGACGAAUGGCGGAAUAAAGCCUAAACUACUCGAAUCGUUCAAGAGGGAUUUCUUGCAGGUCUACGGAUACCAGAAUCUACCAUUAUUGAUCAGUCUUGAAAAUCUGGGUUUAUUGGUCAAAUCUGGAUCUUCAAUUUCAACGAUUCAAAAUCAAAGUGUAAAUUUCCUCAGGAAGAAUUUGAGAUUGAUAGUGGACGACAUAAAUGAUUUGUACCCUAAUGAUAUAUCUUAUGUUUAUUCGGGAUACGCACCGAUCUCGUUACGGUUGGUUCAAUGUUUGACCAUGAAGAAUCAGAUUCUCUCGUCCUCCACUUCAACGACAAAUGGAGAAGAUGCGAAUGGUCAUGGAGCUGGGAAGGAAAGACCGAAAGCUCAUCCGUUAAAUGGAUGGAAGGGUUUCGAAGAUGUUUUGAGUGUUUUACCCGGUGAUAACGUUGAUGUGAGACAACAUGGCGAGAAGCGAGAUAAUGGGCUAGUGAUUCCCGACGAUAACAAGAUAACCACAACGGUCGUAUUUUUCUUGGGGGGAUGUACGUAUACUGAGAUAUCAGCCUUGAGAUGGAUGUCAAAGCAAUAUAAAGGAAGGAGGUUCUUGAUUGCUACGACGGGUAUAAUUAAUGGUAAUAACCUCAUAGAAAGUUUAGGUGAUAAACCUCCUGCACAACUCAAACCAAGCACCUAA